This is a messenger RNA of Thermothielavioides terrestris NRRL 8126, 2680 nucleotides long. RefSeq lists its product as uncharacterized. The transcript has 4 exons. Gene Ontology annotation, molecular function: tryptophan synthase activity. The record is from RefSeq and is a predicted model, not a curated record. Gene Ontology annotation, biological process: L-tryptophan biosynthetic process. NCBI's taxonomy places the organism in Eukaryota, Fungi, Ascomycota, Sordariomycetes, Sordariales, Chaetomiaceae. Bases 349 to 2487 code for a protein of 712 amino acids. Gene Ontology annotation, cellular component: cytoplasm.
CAGAACUGUCGAUUCAAGGGUGAUGCGAGCCGCCAACAGCCUAUGGAAUUUUGUGCUGCAGGGUCCGUCGCAGCACGCGGGACCCCGCCGGCGUCGGCCCCUCCGCCUGUGCCUUGCCUUUGGUGGCAAUGCGGGGUCCAACUCCCCAAAUUUUGGUGACUCAAUCCCUGCCCCUCGCCUCUUCCGCUACCACAGUACACUACCGUGGGAGUUAUUAAGACGACUUUCGCGGCAGCCACAUCGACAAAGGGUUCCCUCAAGCUCCUCGACUCCCGUCGUUACUGCCUCCUCCGCCGCGAUACGACGAGCUGCUGCCAGGACGGACCCAAUUGACUGCCAUUGCCCAAAAUGGAGGCCAUUACGCAGACCUUCCAGCGGUGCAAGGCCGAGAACCGGACUGCGCUCGUUACCUACGUCACGGCCGGCUUUCCCACGCCCGAGCUCACCCCGGAUGUCCUCCUCUCUAUGGAGAAGGGCGGCGCCGAUGUCAUCGAGCUCGGCGUCCCCUUCACCGAUCCCAUUGCCGACGGCCCGACGAUUCAGACUUCCAAUACCAUCGCUCUCCGGAAUGGCGUCACAAUCGAAUCAACACUGCAGAUGGUCCGGGACGCCCGCAAGCGCGGCCUGCGUGCCCCCAUCCUGCUUAUGGGCUACUACAACCCCCUCCUAAGCUACGGCGAGGAGCGUCUCUUGACGGACUGCAAGGAGGCCGGAGUCAACGGCUUCAUCGUCGUCGAUCUGCCGCCUGAGGAGGCCAUCUCCUUCCGCCGCCUGUGCACCCGUGGAGGCCUCUCUUAUGUGCCCCUCAUUGCCCCCGCGACGUCGGACGCUCGCAUGCGCAUCCUGUGCCAGCUGGCUGAUACGUUCAUCUACGUCGUCUCGCGACAGGGCGUGACGGGCGCCCUUGGGACGCUCAAUGCCCACCUCCCCGAGCUGCUGGCCCGGGUUAAGAAAUACAGUGGGGACAAGCCCGCGGCUGUCGGAUUCGGCGUCAGCACCCGCGAACAUUUCGUGUCCGUCUCCCAGAUUGCCGACGGUGUUGUGGUGGGCAGCCAGAUCGUCACGACCCUGCAGGAGGCGGCCAAGGGUGAGGAGGCCAAGGCGGUCCAGGAUUUCUGCUCCUAUCUUUGCGGGCGCACCUCCUCCGCCCAGGAGGAGGCCACGCGCGAGGUUGGCACCAUCGAGGCCAUUUCCGACACCAAGGAGACCAAUGGUGAUGUCCACGUGGAUGGCGUUGUCUCCGAAUCCGAGGAUCUUGUUGCGCAACUGGCCGCCAUGCAUGGAAAGAUCCCCGAGCGCUUCGGCGAGUUCGGUGGACAGUACGUGCCAGAGUCGCUCAUGGACUGCCUGUCGGAGCUCGAGGAGGGAUUCAAUAAGAUCAAGGACGACCCCGCCUUCUGGGAGGAGUACCGCUCGUACUACCCCUGGAUGGGCCGCCCUGGCCACCUGCACAAGGCCGAGCGGCUGACAGAGUACGUCGGCGGCGCCAACAUCUGGCUGAAGCGCGAGGAUCUCAACCACACUGGAUCGCACAAGAUCAACAACGCGCUCGGCCAGCUCCUGCUUGCGCGUCGCCUCGGGAAGACCAAGAUCAUUGCCGAGACGGGCGCCGGCCAGCACGGCGUUGCCACGGCUACUGUGUGCGCCAAGUUCGGCAUGGAAUGCACCGUCUACAUGGGCGCCGAGGACGUGCGCCGCCAGGCGCUGAACGUCUUCCGCAUGAAGCUCCUCGGCGCCAAGGUUGUCCCCGUCGAGGCCGGCAGCCGCACGCUCCGCGAUGCCGUCAACGAGGCCCUCCGCGCCUGGGUUGUGCACCUCGAGGACACGCACUACAUCAUUGGGUCCGCCAUCGGCCCUCAUCCGUUUCCCACCAUCGUGCGCACGUUCCAGUCGGUCAUCGGGAACGAGACCAAGGCGCAGAUGCUCGAGAAGCGCGGCAAGCUUCCCGACGCCGUAGUGGCGUGCGUCGGCGGAGGGAGCAACGCCGCCGGCAUGUUCUAUCCGUUCAGCAACGAGCCGAGCGUCAAGCUUCUCGGGGUCGAGGCCGGCGGCGACGGUCUCGACACGGCUCGCCACAGUGCGACGCUCGCCGCCGGCAGCAAGGGCGUGCUGCACGGCGUGCGCACCUACAUCCUGCAGAACGAGCACGGCCAGAUCAGGGACACGCACUCGGUCUCGGCCGGCCUGGACUAUCCCGGCGUGGGGCCGGAGCUGUCCAACUGGAAGGACAUGGAGCGGGCCAAGUUCAUCGCUGCCACGGAUGCCGAGGCGUUCAUCGGCUUCCGGCUGAUGAGCCAGCUCGAGGGCAUCAUCCCCGCGCUCGAGUCGUCCCAUGGUAUCUACGGCGCUAUCCAGCUCGCCAAGACCAUGGACAAGGACCAGGACGUGGUCAUCUGCUUGAGCGGCCGCGGCGACAAGGACGUGCAGAGCGUUGCCGACGAGCUGCCCAAGAUCGGCCCCAAGAUCGGCUGGGACCUGCGGUUUUGAGAGGCCUUCCGUUGCCCCUGACAUCUAGCCGUGUUGGAUAGAUAGUCGGCCUUCCAGGGGUGGCUUGCCGAGAGAGUAUAACACGGCGAAGCAGCAUAGACUCAUAUAGAGAGACUAAAAAAAAGAACCUCGGGAUCGGCGAUUUACAGGUGCAUCUUCGUUCAUUUCCAUCGUGUGGGACCCUGGGCGGAGG